This is a messenger RNA of Scaptodrosophila lebanonensis, 1494 nucleotides long. RefSeq names its product probable proline--tRNA ligase, mitochondrial (gene ProRS-m). Bases 42 to 1436 code for a protein of 464 amino acids. Gene Ontology annotation, biological process: prolyl-tRNA aminoacylation. The record is from RefSeq and is a predicted model, not a curated record. Gene Ontology annotation, cellular component: mitochondrion; cytoplasm. The transcript is spliced from 4 exons. Lineage: Eukaryota; Metazoa; Arthropoda; Insecta; Diptera; Drosophilidae. Gene Ontology annotation, molecular function: proline-tRNA ligase activity; ATP binding.
AAUCGUUGGCUUAGCCAUUUCGUUAUUUAUUAUUACAAAACAUGAAUAAAGCCUCACGUAUUUUCUGGCCCGUGCUGGUCACGCCUAAAAAUGCCAUUGUAAAGCACACAGAGCAAUUGUCGCGCAGUCAAAAGCUGCUAACAGAAAUGGGUUUGGUCAAACCAGGCAGCAAUGGUACGUUCCAGAUCAUGCCGAUUUGCCAACGCGUACUGGACAAAUGCACAGAGCUGGUGCAACAAAAUAUGCAAAAUGCCGGAGGUCAAAAGAUAACACUACCCAUACUUACGCCAACACAACUAUGGAAGAAAACCGGCCGGCUCGAUGGCGACAUCUCUGAGUUUUAUAUGGUGCGGGAUAGAAGUGGAAAGCAGUUCCUCAUGAGUCCAACCCACGAAGAGGCGAUAACUGCAAUGUUAGCCACCAACGCACCCAUUUCGUAUCGUCAACUACCCCUGCGUCUCUAUCAAAUAGGACCCAAAUUUCGGGAUGAGCUGAAGUCACGAUUCGGCUUAAUGCGUGCCAAGGAGUUUUUGAUGAAGGACAUGUACACGUUUGACCUCUCCACUGAAGCUGCAAAAGACACAUACACGGCAAUCAGCGCGGCAUAUGACCACCUUUUCAAUCAGCUGGAGGUGCCCUUUGUCAAAGUAAAUGCAGCCACUGGCAUGAUGGGCGGCAGUCUAUCGCAUGAGUAUCAUUACAUAUCAGCUGUAGGAGAGGACACGUUGCUGCAAUGUCAGGUUUGCAAUUAUGCCGGCAAUGCUGAAAUAUUGGGAGAGACAGAAUCAGCCGAGAGUGCUAAGUGCCCCAAUUGCAAUGGAGUGAAUUUAAGUCAAGUGCGUGGCAUUGAAGUCGCGCACACGUUUCUGCUCGGCGACAAAUACUCUAAGCCACUUGGUGCUACUUUCCUAAACACCGCCGGCAAGCCAGAGCCCCUAAUAAUGGGAUGUUAUGGCAUAGGAAUAACACGCGUUAUUGCUGCAGCCCUGGAGGUUCUCUCUAGUGAACAGGAAUUGCGUUGGCCCAAGCUGCUGGCGCCCUUUGAUGUCUGCGUGAUUGGUCCCAAGCAAGGCAGCAAGGAACAGCAAGUUGCGGAGAGCAUAGAAACCGAAUUGCUAUCGCAGCUCACACAAAUUUGUCGAGCUCAAGACCUAUUGCAUGAUGAUCGCAAGGAUUUAACCAUUGGCAAACGUUUGCUAGAUGCCAAGCGACUCGGCCAUCCUCUAAUCAUUGUGGUGGGCGCAAAGGCCGCACAAGCAGAGGCGCCCAAACUAGAGAUUCAUGUUAGUGGAUCAGAGAAACAGGAUCUCGACAGAGAAGCAGUAUUAAGGGUAGUGGCAGCGCAUAUAAAACGAAAGCGGAAACUCCUGACUUUCACUGAUAACACAGAAACGGCACCUGCAUCUAUGAAACAGCAGAGUGCAUUAUUUAACUAAUAAGUAGUCGUACGGUUGGACAUCUACAUUAGCUUUAUGCAAUAAAGUUAACAAUAAC